Messenger RNA from Myotis myotis, 1518 nucleotides. Its product is annotated as F-box only protein 31-like. The coding region runs from base 1 to 1518 and encodes 505 amino acids. The record is from RefSeq and is a predicted model, not a curated record. Lineage: Eukaryota; Metazoa; Chordata; Mammalia; Chiroptera; Vespertilionidae. Gene Ontology annotation, molecular function: protein binding. The transcript has a single exon.
AUGGAGGAGUGCGCUGGCCUCUGUGGCGCGGGCUCUUCGCAGGGACAUGGGUGUCUUCAGAAGCGCCAGCGCCCAGCUGAGACGGCAGCGGCCGACGCCAAGCGGUGUCGUCAGGAGCGCCAGCGCCCAGCUGAGAUGGCAGCGGCCCACAGCAAGCCGUCCCCGGCAGAAAAGCACGUCGAGGUGGACGAGGCAGCGCGGCGCUGUGCGCGGAGGGUAGGAAUCGCGAGCCCCACGCCGCCCCCGCCCCCGCCGCCCCCGCCCUGCUCGCUGCCCGACCUGCCGGUGGAGAUCCUGGUGGAGAUCUUCGCCUCGCUCCCCGGCACCGACCUGCGCAGCCUGGCCCAGGCCUGCACCAGAUUCCAGCACAUCCUGCACACCGACAGCAUCUGGAGUCGGCGCUGCCGCGAGGAGUUUGGCGUUCCUGAAAACCUGCAGAACCCGGAGAUGACCGGUAUGUCUUAUCGAGAAGUCUAUGCGAAGCUGUUCUCAUACAGACACAUUUUGGGGUUGUGGCAGCUAAAUUACAGCGUGAGAAUCCUGCUGAACGUCGUGGUGGACGGCUUAUGCAUUACUGCCUGGCCGUACAGGCCUCCCCUCAACACCCCUGUGCGGGGCCCAAUGCCUAUCAAGCCCUCGUUCCGAAUCCGCCUGACGGAGCGGAACUCAGCCGCGCUGGAGUGCAUGGCCGGCCUCCUCGGCAGGCCCCACAGCGGCCACAUGCAGAUCCAGGGGGACAGGCUCACCAUCCAGUGCAAGAGGACCGACCACCGAACGGGUUCACCAACGCGGCUCAGGGGAGAACGGGGGCGCGGGCGGGGUCGGGUGCAGGAGGACGGACAGCGGUAUGACUGCCUGACCUACCGCCGCCUCUACCUCCCGCCGCGCCGCGCGGACGACCUCAUCAGGCCAGGCCUCUUCCACCGCAAAUACAACGCCUUCGGCCCCACGACCCUCAUGCUCAGCUUCCACGGGAAGUACGCCAGGGUCACCAGGCUCAUGGGGAUCGGCUCGAAGGCGCUAGAGAUCCACCUCCUGCGCCGCAUCCGGCUGCCAGAGGGCGAGUUCUUCCGCAACUUCGACGAGCUCUCCCGCGUGGUCCGGGAGAUGGACGAGCAGGUGACCCGGGAGCAGCAGCAGCAGCAGCGAGAAGACGCGACUGAGGAAAGCCAGGGCCAUGAAUGGCAGAGCCCUGCCCAGCCCAGCGCCGGGGCGUCCGGGGCCGCAGCUUCGGAGGAGCAGCCUGUCCGGUUUGUGCUGCCUGUGGGCGUGCGCUCAAGUGACCAGAACUACCCCCGGACCUGCAGGAUGUGUUUCUACGGCGUGGACAUUGAGUCCUUCGCCCACCCCAGGCACUGCUGCCCCGGAGUCUUCAUCCUGUUCGAUGAGGACCACUUCGGGUUCAUCUGGCUGGAGGAGAAAUACUUCUUCUGGUUCGGCAGAGUCCGCGACACCUUCCCGAAUGUGGAGGCGCCAUCCCCGCAGGCCUUCCUGGAGAUGCUCAAGGACAUUGUCUAG